This is a messenger RNA of Strongyloides ratti, 603 nucleotides long. RefSeq names its product LPS-induced tumor necrosis factor alpha factor domain-containing protein. The transcript has 2 exons. The coding region runs from base 1 to 603 and encodes 200 amino acids. NCBI's taxonomy places the organism in Eukaryota, Metazoa, Nematoda, Chromadorea, Rhabditida, Strongyloididae. Gene Ontology annotation, molecular function: zinc ion binding. The record is from RefSeq and is a predicted model, not a curated record.
AUGUCAUCCGAGAAAAGUGGAUUACCUUCAGCUCCAGUCCCAGAAGAUAAUGUAACUACAGAAGAACAAAGACAGGGACAAGGAAAUUUAUAUCCUUCUGUAAAUACUAAUGUACCUCCUGUAAAUACAAAUUUACCUCCUUCUUAUGAUGAGGCAAUCAAAGAACCUUCAUAUAAUCCAAAUGUAACAAAUUCAACUAAUCAUCAAAUACCACCACCAUAUCCACCAUCACCAUCAGGUGUAUAUAUUCCAACAGAUGUCGGUUCAAAUUAUACUCCCAUGGUUCAAAAUCUUCAACCACUACCUCAUGCAGGUCCAACAAAUAUCACUAUAAUAAGAAGUGUUGUAACAAAUGCUUCUUUUGGAAAACAUCCUAUUCAGACGAGGUGUCCUCAUUGUUUUAGAAAUAUAACAACAAAAACUAUGGAAACAAAUGGACGAAGAACAUGGUGUAUAUUUUUUGCAAUAUUUUUAUUGGGAUUUUUUAUUCCAAUAGCUUGGUGCUGCCUUUGUAUACCUUUUUGUAGCAGUGAUUGUCAGGAUGUUCUUCAUCUUUGCCCUCAUUGUAAAAGUGUUGUAGGUCACUUUAAAAGAGACAUAUAA